Messenger RNA from Jaculus jaculus (lesser Egyptian jerboa), 4686 nucleotides. RefSeq names its product cingulin like 1 (gene Cgnl1). NCBI's taxonomy places the organism in Eukaryota, Metazoa, Chordata, Mammalia, Rodentia, Dipodidae. The record is from RefSeq and is a predicted model, not a curated record. The transcript is spliced from 19 exons. Gene Ontology annotation, cellular component: myosin complex. The coding region runs from base 69 to 3974 and encodes 1301 amino acids.
GGCUGGGCUCUGCAGGCUGCAGCGCGCGCGAGACCCGGGAGGCGGCGGCCGUAGCUGGCUGAGUGACCAUGGAGCUGUAUUUUGGUGAGUACCAGCAUGUGCAGCAGGAAUACGGCGUCCACCUGAGGCUAGCAAAUGAUGACACCAAGAAGUCAAGGAAUUCCCAGCACUCGAAGGCAGGCUCCUAUGGCGUCAGUAUUAGGGUCCAGGGCAUUGACGGCCACCCCUACAUAGUCCUGAAUAACACGGAGCGCUGUCUAGCCGGCACACCUUUUCCGGAAAAUGGAUCGUCGUUUCCCUCGCCAGUGAUCAAUAACCUACCUUUGUAUUCCAGCAAUGGGUCUGUGUUGAAGGUGAAUAGUCCAGAAGAACUGCACCUCCCAGAAAACCCGUACGCUCAGCCCAGCUCCGUGAGGAACCUGAAACAGCACACUGCCCAUGAGGGCAAGAAUGGAGUUCUAGAGCGUAGAGACAACGGGCCAGUGAAACCACCCCACGGGCUGAAUUUUCAGAGGCACCCAGAACUCUUGCAGCCCUACGACCCUGAAAAGAAUGAGCUGAACCUGGAAAAGCAGCGCUCCCCUGAGAGUAGCUGGCUCCAAAGUUUCAGGGAAGAAGGGACCGACAUUAAGAAGCCUUGGACUUGCCUUGCCAAACCCAGCUCUUCCCAGCCCACCAGCCCUCCCUCAGAGGAUCUGUCCAAGUCCAACGUGACCGCUAUUCGUCUCUGCAGCUCCGUGGUCAUAGAAGACCCCAAAAAGCAGACCUCAGUAUGUGUGAAUGUGCAGAGCUGUACCAAGGAGGGAGGAGGAGAGGAGGCCCCUUCCCCUAGACAGAGAUCUCCUGUGGUCCCCAGCCCACAUGUCCACCCUGAAACCAAGAAACCCAGGCCGGAUGUCCUUCCCUUCAGGAGACAGGAUUCAGCGGGCCCUGUCUUGGAUGGAGCUCGGUCGCGGCGGUCAUCUUCAUCCUCGACCACUCCCACGUCAGCCAACUCCUUGUACAGAUUCUUACUGGACGACCAGGAGUUGGCCAUCCAGGCCGACAGUGUCAAUCGUCAUGAAAACAGAAGGUAUAUUCCUUUCUUGCCAGGAACUGGACGGGAUAUCGAUACAGGUUCGAUUCCUGGUGUGGAUGAAUUGAUUGAAAAGUUUGAUCGGAAGCCUGGGCUUCAGAGAAGAGGGAGGUCUGGGAAGAGAAACAGAAUCAACCCAGAUGACAGGAAAAGGUCUCGGAGCGUGGACAGUGCCUUUCCUUUUGGCCUCCAGGGGAACUCGGAGUACUUCACGGAGUUCAGCCGAAACCUGGGCAAGUCCACCGAGCAUCUUCUGCGGCCAUCCCAGGUCUGCCCACAGAGGACACUGCCCCAGGAGCACCGCAGCAAACAGAAUUCAGGCCGCACGUUUGCAAAACUACAGGGUGCCACUCAGGGAGCCCACCCCAGGCCUCCCCAGCAGAACAAAGAUCGGAAAGUUCCAGAAAACAAAGCAGGACAGGAAAGCACAGUGGUUGGUGCUUCCUCCCUUCCAGCACAGGGCAGAAAGGAAGAAGAAAUCAAAACGGCCACUGCCACACUGAUGUUACAGAACCGGGCUGUGGCCACCUCACCUGAUUCUGGUGCCAAGAAAAUUUCUGUGAAGACAUUUCCUUCCAGCUCAAGUACCCAGGCCACACCCGAUCUCUUGAAGGGUCAGCAGGAGCUUACUCAACAAACCAACGAGGAGACGGCCAAGCAGAUCCUUUAUAAUUACCUCAAAGAAGGAAGCACCGACAACGAGGACACCACUAAGAGGAAAGUUAACCUGGUCUUCGAGAAGAUCCAGACCUUGAAGUCCCGCGCGGCAGGGAGCGCUCAAGGGAACAGUCAAGCUUCUAACUCUUCGCCUGAUGUCAAGGCUCUGUUGGAACAGAAGGACAAGCUGGCCUUGGAGGUGGCGGAACUUCAGAGGCAGCUGCAGCUUGAGGGAAAGAAUCAUCAGAACAUCAAAGAAGAGAGAGACCGACUGAGAGGGACCUUAGAGGAGCUGCAGGGCCAGCACGACAGGAGAGCGGACGAGAACACGGCCCUGCGGCGGCGGCUCGAGGACAGUGAAGCUGAGCUGCGGAAGAACCUGGAGGAACUCUUCCAGGUGAAGAUGGAGCGGGAGCAGCAUCAGACCGAGAUCCGGGAUCUGCAGGACCAGCUCUCAGAGAUGCACGAUGAGCUGGACAGCGCCAAGCGAUCCGAGGAUAGGGAGAAGGCAGCUCUGAUCGAGGAGCUCCUCCAGGCGAAACGGGACCUGCAGGAGCUGCUGAUCGCCAAGGAGGAGCUGGAGGACCUGCUGCGGAAGCGCGAGCGCGAGCUGACGGCGCUCAAGGGCGCCCUGAAGGAGGAGGUCUCGGGCCACGACCGGGAGAUGGACAAGCUGAAGGAGCAGUACGACGCCGAGCUGCGCGCCCUCCGGGACAGCGUGGAGGAAGCAACCAGGAAUGUGGAGGUCCUGGCCAGCCGGAACAGUGCCUCGGAGCAGAACCAAGCACAGGAUGACAUGCGCGAGAAGGUUCUGAAAGAGGAGAACGAGAAGCUGCAAGAAAGGCUUGCCGAGCUGGAGCGCAGGGCCGCCCAGCUGCACAGGCAGGUCGAGGACAUGAGAGAAGAUGAGGCUCAGACAAAGGAGACGCUCCGGAAGUACGAGGGUGAAGUACGGCAACUAGAGGAAACCCUCACGUGUGCCAGAAAGGAAGAAAGAGAAGCCACGUCUGCCCGAAGGGCCCUGGAGAGAGAGCUGGAGCGUGCCCAGAGAGAGCUCAGCCAGACAUCCCAGGAGCAGCAGCAGCUGUCAGAGAAGCUGCGGGAUGAGAGCGAGCAGAAGGAACAGCUGAGAAAGCUGAAGAACGAGAUGGAGAACGAGCGGUGGCACCUGGACAAGACCAUUGAGAAGCUGCAGAAAGAGAUGGCCGACAUCGUUGAGGCCUCCCGCACCUCCACCCUGGAGCUGCAGAACCAGCUGGAUGAGUACAAGGAAAACAACCGCAGGGAGCUCACAGAGGUGCAGAGGCAGCUGAAGGGGAAAAGUCUGGAGGCAGAGGAGUCGCGACUGGCGGCCAUGAAAAUGCAGGAUGAGAUGCGCCGGAUGGAGGAAGAGCUGCGGGACUACCAGCGGGCGCAGGAUGAGGCGCUCGCCAAAAGGCAGCUUCUGGAGCGGACGCUGAAGGAUCUGGAGUAUGAGCUCGAGGCCAAGAGUCACCUCAAAGAUGACCGCAGCCGACUAGUGAAGCAGAUGGAGGACAAGGUGUCUCAACUGGAGAUCGAACUGGAGGAAGAAAGGAACAACUCGGAUUUGCUGUCAGAGAGGAUUGCUCGGAGCAGGGAGCAGAUGGAGCAGAUGAGGAGCGAGCUCCUUCAGGAGAGAGCUGUGAAGCAAGACCUGGAGUGUGACAAGAUCUCCCUGGAGAGACAGAACAAGGACUUAAGGAGUCGGAUCAUCCACCUGGAAGGUUCUUACAGGUCCAGCAAAGAGGGCCUGGUGGUGCAGAUGGAGGCCAGGAUCGCAGAGCUUGAGGACCGGCUGGAGAACGAGGAGAGGGACCGAGCCACCCUUCAGCUCAACAACCGCAGGCUGGAGCGGAAGGUCAAGGAGCUGGUGAUGCAAGUGGAUGAUGAGCACCUGUCACUGACUGACCAGAAGGACCAGCUGAGCUUACGUCUGAAAGCCAUGAAGAGGCAGGUGGAGGAGGCCGAGGAGGAAAUCGACAGACUGGAAAGUUCUAAGAAGAAGCUGCAGCGGGAGCUGGAGGAGCAGAUGGAUGUGAACGAGCAGCUGCAGGGACAGCUCAACUCGAUGAAGAAGGACCUGAGGCUUAAGAAGUUCCCCAGUAAAGUGCUGGAUGACAUGGAUGACGACACGGACCUCAGCACGGACGGGGGCAGCCUCUACGAGGCACCGCUGAGCUACAGCUUCGCAAAGGACAGCACCGUCACCAGCCAGGUCUGAGUCCACUCCUGCGUCUGCGUUCGCACUCCGCCAUCACCCAAAGCAAGAGGCGACAAAGAAUGUGUGGACUCGAGACCCACGGCCACCACCUCGUGGGCCUCUCCAGGGUUGCAUGGCCCAGAGAGCUGCUGCAGUUAAAUGAGCAACGGACAUCACCUCCUACUGAUGCAUGUUGGGAAAUGCCAUUUGGUAGGAUGAAGCCUGUCUGUGGUCGCCUCUUGCAUCGCUGCCCCUCCUUCCCCCAGACAAGAGAAAGGCUCCCAAAUUCUCACCUAGUAGCCACUGUGCAGGGAGGGCACGAUAUAUAUAGAUAGGCUGUACAUAUUUUAAACCAGACCUUCUCACAAGACUGCUGCUGUUCCAUUUUGGAAUGUUCCAGAAUCUUCAUAAAGUUCGCACAUCUAUACUGAGUCUUCCUUUUAAGAAAUACCAGAUUUUAAGUAUUAAAAAGCAGAGGCAGAGUAAAGACCGCUCUGGAAAAAUCAGACUUGGGACAAAGGAAUGGUCGCCAUGAUAAAAUGAGUGCUGGAGAACCAGCUUGCUGGCAGUCACAUUUACGGACAGGCUGCGUCGGCCGCCUUGGUUGCUUAUUUUACCUAGGAUUAUUUCUGAACUAUGCAAAGACUAGUUCCCACUUAAUUGAUUUCUUUUACAUAGGUGGAGUGGGGAGACUGGUAGUGUCUGGAAUGGGGUGUGGGGAGAGGGGCUAAGC